AGCGGAGUACUGCGGCAGCUGGCAGAGCCGCGGAGGGAGAUCGAGCGGUGAAGAGGUAGCAGUGCGGCUCGUUAGUAUCGCCGGUCUUUCACCGCAAGUAUCAGAGAGCAAAGGGAAGAAGCGCACCCCCGCGUGAUGCUCCGCUUGAGACCGCAACAUUUCAUUUGAAACGACGUCUCACGGAGGGGAGAUUGUAGCCUAAUCUUUUUGAAGGCAAGGGCAUUUUGAUAUAAGUCAACGUGAGGGGCUGAAACCUCUCAAGCCGUGCAUCACCUGAGAGGAGAAGAGUGACUGCGCCAACAUGGGGUAUGGGCGGUCAGACAGUUACCGCGUUGCCACCACACAGGACAAAGAUGACCGAUCCCCCAAGAAGAAGAAGGGGGGGGCAACCAAGGACAUGGAUGACCUGAAAAAGGAAGUGCCCAUUACGGAACAUAAAAUGUCCGUAGAGGAAGUAUGCAGGAAAUACCAGACUGACAUUGUCCAGGGACUCUCAAAUGCGAAGGCUGCAGAGUUUCUGAUCAGGGACGGUCCCAAUGCUCUCACCCCUCCUCCCACCACCCCCGAGUGGGUCAAGUUCUGUCGCCAGCUGUUUGGUGGAUUCUCCAUCCUGCUGUGGAUAGGCGCCAUCCUCUGCUUCCUGGCUUAUGCCAUCCAGGCAGCCACUGAGGACGACCCUGCAGGAGACAAUUUGUAUCUAGGUAUUGUGCUCACAGCUGUCGUCAUCAUUACCGGUUGCUUCUCAUACUUCCAAGAGGCCAAGAGCUCCAAAAUCAUGGAGUCUUUCAAGAACAUGGUGCCUCAGCAAGCUUUAGUGAUCCGUGAGGGUGAAAAGGUACAAAUCAAUGCUGAAGAAGUUGUAGCUGGCGAUCUAAUUGAAGUGAAGGGAGGAGACAGGAUUCCUGCUGACAUUAGGGUGGUUUCUGCUCAUGGCUGCAAGGUUGAUAACUCCUCCUUAACAGGCGAGUCAGAACCUCAAAACAGGUCACCCGACUGUACCCAUGACAACCCCUUAGAGACCCGAAACAUUGCUUUCUUCUCUACAAACUGUGUGGAAGGCACAGCUCGUGGUAUCGUUAUCUGCACCGGAGACCGCACAGUCAUGGGUCGCAUUGCUACUCUUACCUCUGGUUUGGAAACCGGCAAAACCCCCAUUGCCAAAGAGAUUGAGCACUUCAUUCAUAUCAUCACUGGUGUAGCCGUCUUCCUGGGUGUCACCUUCUUCAUCUUGGCCAUCAUCCUGGGUUACACCUGGCUGGAGGCUGUCAUCUUCCUCAUUGGUAUCAUUGUGGCUAAUGUGCCUGAGGGGCUGCUGGCCACUGUCACUGUAUGUCUGACCCUGACUGCCAAACGUAUGGCUAAGAAGAACUGCCUGGUGAAGAACUUGGAAGCUGUGGAAACCCUUGGCUCCACCUCUACCAUCUGCUCUGACAAGACAGGAACCCUGACCCAGAACAGGAUGACCGUGGCCCACAUGUGGUUUGACAACCAGAUCCACGAGGCCGACACCACAGAAGACCAGUCUGGUGCCUCUUUUGACAAGAGCUCAGUGACCUGGCUGUCUCUGGCUCGUAUCGCUGGUCUGUGCAACCGCGCCCAGUUCAAAGCAGGACAAGACUCACUGCCUAUCCUGAAGAGAGACGUGGCUGGAGAUGCCUCAGAGUCAGCCCUGCUGAAGUGUAUCGAGCUUUCCUGUGGCUCAGUCAGAGUGAUGAGGGAUAAGAACAAGAAGGUGGCUGAGAUUCCCUUUAACUCUACAAACAAAUAUCAGCUCUCAGUACAUGAAACAGAGGAUCCUAACGACAACCGCUACCUGUUGGUGAUGAAGGGAGCACCUGAAAGGAUCCUGGACCGCUGCUCCACCAUCCUGCUACAGGGCAAAGAGCAGCCUAUGGAUGAGGAGAUGAAGGAAGCUUUCCAGAAUGCAUACAUGGAGCUGGGAGGCCUGGGAGAGCGAGUGCUGGGUUUCUGCCACUUGCUGCUGCCAGAGGAUCAGUACCCCAAGGGCUUUGCAUUUGACACAGAUGAUGUCAACUUCCAGACCGACAACCUUUGCUUUGUUGGCCUCAUGUCCAUGAUUGACCCUCCCCGUGCCGCUGUGCCUGAUGCUGUGGGCAAAUGCCGAUCUGCUGGUAUCAAGGUCAUCAUGGUCACAGGUGAUCACCCAAUCACAGCCAAGGCCAUUGCCAAGGGAGUGGGCAUCAUCUCCGAGGGCAACGAGACCGUGGAGGACAUUGCAGCUCGUCUCAACAUUCCUGUCAGUCAAGUCAACCCCAGGGAUGCAAAGGCCUGUGUAAUCCAUGGAACAGAUCUGAAAGACCUGAGUCAGGAUCAAAUGGACGACAUCCUGAGGAACCACACAGAGAUUGUGUUUGCCAGGACCUCCCCACAACAGAAGCUCAUUAUUGUGGAGGGCUGCCAACGAUUGGGUGCCAUUGUAGCUGUGACAGGUGAUGGUGUGAAUGACUCACCUGCACUGAAAAAGGCCGACAUUGGUGUUGCCAUGGGUAUCUCAGGCUCCGAUGUGUCCAAACAGGCUGCAGACAUGAUCUUGUUGGAUGACAACUUCGCCUCUAUUGUCACAGGAGUGGAAGAAGGCCGUUUGAUCUUUGACAACCUGAAGAAGUCAAUCGCCUACACCCUGACCAGCAACAUCCCAGAGAUCACCCCCUUCCUGUUGUUCAUCAUCGUCAACAUCCCCCUGCCCCUGGGAACUAUCACCAUCCUCUGCAUUGACUUGGGAACUGACAUGGUACCGGCUAUCUCCCUGGCCUAUGAAGCAGCUGAGAGCGACAUCAUGAAGCGUCAGCCCAGAAACCCAUUCAGGGACAAGCUGGUGAAUGAGAGGCUUAUCAGCAUUGCCUAUGGACAAAUUGGUAUGAUCCAGGCUCUGGGGGGCUUUUUCUCCUACUUUGUCAUCCUGGCUGAAAAUGGUUUCCUUCCCAGUCUACUUGUUGGCAUCAGGCUUGACUGGGACGACCGCUCAGUCAACGACCUAGAAGACAGCUAUGGCCAGCAGUGGACAUACGAGCAAAGGAAAAUAGUGGAGUUCACAUGCCACACAGCCUUCUUUGUCAGUAUUGUGGUUGUGCAGUGGGCUGAUGUCAUCAUCUGCAAGACUCGACGUAACUCUGUGUUCCAGCAGGGCAUGAGGAACAAGAUCUUGAUCUUCGGCCUGUUUGAAGAGACAGCCCUGGCUGCCUUCCUGUCCUACUGCCCAGGCAUGGACGUGGCACUCAGGAUGUAUCCUCUAAAGCCUACCUGGUGGUUCUGUGCGUUCCCGUACAGUUUCCUCAUCUUUGUUUAUGAUGAAGUCCGAAAACUUCUCCUUCGUCGGAACCCUGGAGGUUGGGUGGAGAAAGAGACAUACUAUUGAUCGAUGGAACAUCUUUGCUCAGUCCCCCUCCAUCUUCCACUUAUUUCUUCCCUCUGUCACUCCAUCCCUGGCAAGACACACCUCCAGAUGCCCCGCUCCCUUAAAGACAGAAACCGCUUUAAAGCAAUUUUCAUCACAACUGCC
Messenger RNA from Cheilinus undulatus (humphead wrasse), 3520 nucleotides. It is a transcript of the gene atp1a3b, whose product is annotated as ATPase Na+/K+ transporting subunit alpha 3b. Gene Ontology annotation, biological process: intracellular potassium ion homeostasis; sodium ion export across plasma membrane; proton transmembrane transport. The coding region runs from base 302 to 3376 and encodes 1024 amino acids. The record is from RefSeq and is a predicted model, not a curated record. The transcript is spliced from 23 exons. Gene Ontology annotation, molecular function: ATP hydrolysis activity; P-type sodium:potassium-exchanging transporter activity; ATP binding. Gene Ontology annotation, cellular component: membrane. Lineage: Eukaryota; Metazoa; Chordata; Actinopteri; Labriformes; Labridae.